Arachis duranensis is the source of this 513-nucleotide messenger RNA. RefSeq lists its product as uncharacterized. The record is from RefSeq and is a predicted model, not a curated record. Lineage: Eukaryota; Viridiplantae; Streptophyta; Magnoliopsida; Fabales; Fabaceae. The transcript has a single exon. The coding region runs from base 1 to 513 and encodes 170 amino acids.
AUGAAAGGUAAAGUCCCAAAAGACUUCAAAGCUCUUGACAUGACUCCGUAUGAUGGUACGGCAGACCCAAGCCACCACCUCAGCAACUUUAGGAGUCGGAUGUACCUCACAGAUGCCUCAGAUGCAAGUCGUUGCAAGACCUUCCCGACCACCCUGACCAAAAUGGCAAUAAAAUGGUUCGACAGCUUGCCCGUGAGACCAAUCACAAGCUUGGACAACCUCACCAAAAAAUUUCUAGCCAGGUUCUCCAUACAAAAUGACAAAACCAAACAUGCUCCAAGCCUUCUAGGGAUAAAACAGGGAGAUCGGAAAAGCCUCCGCAGCUACAUGAAAAGAUUUAAUAAAGCAUGCCUCGACAUACAGAAUCUCCCCACAGAAGCAGCCAUCAUGGGACUUAUCAACAGUUUACGUGAAGGGCCCUUUAGCCACUCCAUAUCUAAGAAACACCCCACAUCCCUAAAUAAAGUGCAAGAACGGGCUGAGAAAUACAUCAACAUGGAGGAAAACUCCUGA